Molecule: messenger RNA, 1382 nt
Organism: Staurois parvus
Lineage: Eukaryota; Metazoa; Chordata; Amphibia; Anura; Ranidae
Source: the annotation of a GenBank genome assembly
AUGUAUCAGAGUGCGGCAGGCAGGCUGUGCUCGGCGCUGAGAGACGUGCCCGCGCUGUGCGCCUCCUCUCUGCGGCAGCAGCCCCACCACUCCCCGGUGAGGAGGAGGACGCUCUCGCCGUCCGUGCAGGGCAGCUUCGGCUGCUGCCAUAGUCUGGCCGGCUGGCUCGGGGACGGAGCGCCUAAAACGGUUCCCAACACAAACCCAGCGGCAACGGCGACUGUACCGGCAGGAGGAGCAGCGGGGAGUACGGCCAGGACGGUGCCUAGAGCGGUCUGUUCCAUGGGAAACGGUACAAGUCGCCUGUACAGUGCUCUUGCCAAGACUCUUAGCAGCACUGCAGCCAUCCCCCAGCAUCAGGACUACCUGGAACAGUCAGAGAAUGACCAGCUGGAUCCGCUGGACCCCAAGGAUCUUCUGGAGGAAUGCCAGGUUGCCCUACAGGGAAGGCCUCCCCGGCUCCAUAGAGAAUUUGUUCGAAACAGAGAUGAUUUCAGUAGCCCCCAUGCCUUUAGAGUGAUGCAGUGGAAUAUCCUUGCUCAAGCCCUCGGAGAAGGCAAGGACAACUUCAUAAAGUGUCCCAAGGAAGCGCUGAAUUGGGAGGAGAGAGGAAGUAUUUGAUCCUGGAGGAGAUCCUAAUUUAUCGUCCUGAUGUCCUGUGCCUGCAGGAAGUGGAUCACUACUUUGACACUUUCCAGCCAAUACUCAGUAGAUUAGGCUACCAAUGCACUUUUUUAGCAAAGCCGUGGUCCCCCUGCCUUGAUGUUGAGCACAACAAUGGACCUGAUGGCUGUGCCUUGUUCUUUCUGCAGGACCGAUUUCAGCUCAUCAGCAGUGCCAAAUUCAGGCUGUCUGCAAGGACCCUGAAAACCAACCAGGUGGCCAUUGCUGAAAUCCUUCAGUGUAAAGAGACGGGCAGGUUGGUAUGCUUUGCGGUCACCCACCUUAAGGCCCGUACCGGGUGGGAGAGGUUUAGGCUUGCACAGGGCUCUGAUCUCUUGCGGAAUCUUGAAUCGCUCACACAAGGAGCCAAAAUUCCUCUGGUUGUAUGUGGGGACUUCAAUGCAGAACCAACAGAGGAGGUAUACAAGCGGUUUGCUUCCUCAAGCUUGAACCUUAACAGUGCCUACAAAGUGCUCAGUGAGGAUGGAGAGACUGAGCCUCCUUACACCACCUGGAAAAUCCGGCCCACUGGAGAGUCUUGCAAUACUCUAGAUUAUAUUUGGUAUUCCCAGCAUGCUUUGGAAGUGAAUGCAGCCUUGAGUCUGCUUACAGAGGAGGAAAUUGGACCAAACCGGCUCCCAUCUUUUACAUACCCAUCAGAUCACCUUUCACUAAUCUGUGACUUCAGUUUUAAUAUGGACCCAGAUAGGCUGUUAUAG